UGGAAAUUCCGUUUAGCUUUACUUUAGUGGUGCAAUACCGAUCGGACUUAAAAUUGAGUGGGAACAGACAUCGGUUCAGGCUGAGAGGGAGAAGCGAUGAGUUGUUUUGUAGUUCCCUAAUGACUUUACUGUCCCUAAAAAUACAUUUUAAUCAUUUAGUAAAGCAUUCGCAUUACAACUCCUCCUAUAAAAGUCUAAGUACAUUUUUUUGUACUGCUUUAAGAUAUGAAAACUGGUUCAGACGGACGAACCAGAUAAAGGAACGUUAACGGCGACCCAUCAGAUAUAUGGUAGUUAUGGUGGCUUGGGGCUGAUCAUGAGCUUGUCAAUGUUGCCAAUGGCCGUUCCAGAGACAGAUGACGUUUGGUCACCGGCCACAGUGAGAACGGGACUGGAAAAAGUACGGGAACUCGGACAGCAAGUGAGAAACCGGACGAUCGCGAAAGUACCCACACUUCAGCAGUUGAACUCACUGAAAGAUGUGUUGGUCAACACGUACAGUCGAGAAAAAAACUCUGUUGUCUUGAAGUUUCUAAUGUCAAUGUUUGUUUUCAUAACAUUUGUGACAAUACCGUUAACUGCCAUUUAUUUUUUCGACCCGGAGUUUUUCUUCACAAAUCAAGACAAUAGCUGUUUUUUAGUAGCCAAACUGCAUGCUUCCAAUGGAGUUGACAGGUCUGUUAGAUUAGAAUGGGAAAAGCCGGAAAUAGAAGCCUUCAGGUACGAAGUUGUAAUCUCGUCAGAUAUCUCAGCCGGCCAAGUCAUGGAAGUAGACGGCUGGACAAAGUCUUCUGUUAUCAUCGAAAGGCUGACCCCUGGUGUCCACUACUCUUUUUGUGUGAUAUCAAUUGUCACUGUUGAAGAUGGACUGGAAAUCAAACGGAGUUCUGAGACUAUCAGCAUCAUAACAAGGCCAUCACCACCUGAUUCAAUGACCGCGCACAGGAUUCAUGUACUCGGAGAACGUAGUGUAGAGCUGAGUUGGGAAGCAUUAACAGGACAAGUUGAUGGUUACAGUGUGGUGCUGAAGGACUGCAUGGAGGAUGUGGUUGCCGAGGAGACCACCAAGUCAACACGCCUGUUCAUAUCACUCGGCAACCAUAGGAUUUCAGCAGCUUAUUUUGUGGAGAUUCGUUCAUUGUCACAUGGGGAGAGAAGUGACCCGCUUACAGAGAUUAUACAAGUGGAAGAAAUUGAUUUAAGGAUUGAAGAACUACAUGCGACAAUGCAGGACACUAAGUCUGUAACUCUGAAGUGGAAACAUCCAGUUUACGGUCCAGCUGACAGCUAUGUAGUACAACGGGCUCUGGAACAUUCAAAUCAAUUCAAUGUCAUCGAUACUGUGGACUCGGACAGGACUGGGAUUUCCGUCACGGGGCUGACGCCUGGAAAAACAUAUAAAUUCAGGGUGGCAUCUGUCUUUCUAGAUAUGAUGGAGUGUGGACUAGAGACGAGGGUUCUUUCACAGGAUAUCUCGGUAACAACAAAGCCGUUAAGUCCAGAUUCAUUAAGCUCGUACAGGAUUGAAAAUGGACAUGCAAAACUGAAGUGGAGGGCACCACGAGGACAAGUUGAUGGUUACAGUGUGGUGCUGAAGAACUGCAUGGAGGAUGUGGUUGCCGAGGAGACCACCAUGUCAACACACCUGUCCAUAUCACUCGGCAACCAUAGGAUUUCAGCAGCUUAUUUUGUGGAGAUUCGUUCAUUGUCACAUGGGGAGAGAAGUGACCCGCUUACGGAGAUUUUACAAGUGGAAGAAUUAGUUCUGAUCAUUCAAGACUUGCAUGCCACAAUGCAGGACAGUAAGUCUGUGACAUUGGAGUGGAAACAUCCAGUUUAUGGUCCAGUUGACAGCUAUGAGGUACAGUGGGCGCUGCAAUAUUCUGACCAACUUAAUAUCAUUGCUGCAGACUCGGGCAGGACUUGGAUUACCAUCAAGGAUUUGACACCAGCGAAAACAUAUAUAUUCAGAGUGGCAUCAGUUUUACCAAGGGAGUGUGGACAGGAGAACAAAUUUUUAUCACAGGAAAUCUCUUUUACAUUGGGUAAGCUGCUUUUUGACUCAUUUGCUCAAAGGGCAAGUGAGAUAACAGGCCAUGGUGUAGUGUUGGUCAUAUGUACAUCUGUCCAUUCGUCCAUCUAA
This is a messenger RNA of Pecten maximus, 2143 nucleotides long. Its product is annotated as myomesin-3-like. The record is from RefSeq and is a predicted model, not a curated record. The coding region runs from base 317 to 2143 and encodes 608 amino acids. The transcript has 6 exons. Gene Ontology annotation, molecular function: protein binding. Lineage: Eukaryota; Metazoa; Mollusca; Bivalvia; Pectinida; Pectinidae.